Neoarthrinium moseri is the source of this 543-nucleotide messenger RNA. RefSeq lists its product as uncharacterized. The coding region runs from base 1 to 543 and encodes 180 amino acids. The record is from RefSeq and is a predicted model, not a curated record. The transcript has a single exon. Lineage: Eukaryota; Fungi; Ascomycota; Sordariomycetes; Amphisphaeriales; Apiosporaceae.
AUGAUACGAGGUCGCUAUCUUUAUCUCCUGGUACCUGGGUACGGACCCGACUUGGACGGAGACGGGGGCAGCACAUGGCAACAACAAGAACUGGGGCCACGAAACUUGGAAAAGCCAAUGGCUUGGCUGGCGCCCAUGGCCCGCCAGCUUCCGUCCGAACGGUCGUGUAAGCGUGAAAAGCCCACAGCAAGCCCCGGGACCAACAGUGAAAACCCUGGUGUCCGUCCGCCAGGUCCCACCGUUCAGGUUGUCCAGACCGAUCAGGGCUCCAUAAAUUCGCAGGGUUGUCUCGCCCCUGGCGAUCCGCCGCGUGCCGUCCAAUCAGCGGCCGCGGUGCCUGGCAGGACCUGGAGAGUAGUGCCCAAAGGUUGCCAGAGCCCGCUGCAGGCCCCGCAUCGUCAGCCAUCCAGCGGCCACGCAGCCCACGCCAUCUUCACCAACCGGGCCCCGAGACCCCUGGCGCAUCGCUGCCAUCCCGUCCAAUCCUUCACAGGCGACCCGCAGCAAACACAUGCCCUCCUGGACCAUCGUCUGCCCAUUUAA